CUGCGCCAAGUGCUGUACCGCCGACUCCAUCGAAUUCCACUAAUGACCAGCACAGACCUUCAGAACUUUCAUGGCUCGCCUGCAACUUCUAAACCUCGUUAUCGUACCCAUACCAAUUUACCACUCUUAUCUGUCACAACCAAUCUUCCUCUCAAACCGAAGAUAAUUCAUGAUGUCCCUAUCGAUUCCAGCACUCCAACCAUCUCCCUUUCUAUUCACUCUGCAUUCCCGUCUAUGCCGACUCUCACCGACUCUGUCACCAUGUCGCUUUCGGGCGUGGUAUUCUCAUAUAACCUUGGUUCUAUGAAAACAGAUCCGCACGAGAUCACUGAAUUGUUGAAGGCCACAUCAAGUGAGCGAGGUAACUGGAUACUUGUAGCGGCCUACUAUCGGCGCAACUCUAAUCCUCGUGCCGCCAUCUUCGUGAUUAAUAGCUUACUUGAAGUGAUGGCCCAACAUGACGUACCUGAACAGGAGUUGAAACCUGCCUAUUUACUUCUGUCGAGCUGCGAGGCCGACCUUGGGAAACAAGCACGAAAUGAUUCCACGGAAUCUGCUGAGCACUACAAAAAUGCUCAAACCUGGCUUCAAAAAGUUUAUGGCACGUUUGCUUUUGAUGGCAACCCCAGCGAAGCCAAUAUCCUGUCUACGCCUGGAAUGGCAUCCUACCCACCACGUAGAUCUCCUGCUGAUACUAUUGCUCACAAGAUGGACCGCCCUUUACCACCGCCACCUUCUUCCCAGGGCCAUGACAAGAUCUUGCAACGCGAGAUUCAGUCUCUACGGGAUCGCCUUGAUCACCAAGGGAACCUACUUGCUGACGUCCGUUGCUCCAAACGAAAACUAGAGGAUGAAUUCAAUUCAGAGCGCAACCUCCGCCGCAGGCUUGAACGUCGUAUAGCCGACCUGAGGCGGAAACAGGAUGCUACACGGGGAAUGGAUUAUCAUCAUGGACAUAGAUAUCAGCCCUAGCGCCCUAUGGAUCUUUACACUCCGUCUUGCCCGUUUUUCAUCCAAUACCACUCAACUGCUCAUUCAUCCGGCUUUCCCUCGGUUUCUCCUUAUGUUUAUUCGUACUUAUUGCAUCGGCUUAUUCUGGAACCGGCCCUCACCAAAGACAUCUCUCCUCAUCUCGGAAUCUUAGGUCUAACGCAUUCUUUGUCCUUGUGGUUGUAGUCUCUACUCGCUGUCUGUACUCCAUGCUCGCUCUAACACAGCCUGAACACAAAUCAUCAUUGUGUGCUUUUACAUUCCCGCUCCUAUCCGCACGGUUUAUCCCGUCAUGAAUGUAUAUUCAAGAUCUGGACCAGAUACUGACGUUUCAAAACGAAGGCCUGUAAGGUGUUCAAAAUUUACUUCUCCACUUUACCUAUUGAUGUUCUAGCUCGGAACUUUGACGGGAUCACAAGUAACAGGCCUAUGUUGGACUCUCGGUGUCAGGAAUCACUGUUGUUUUGAGAGUUUCCAAUCGGGUUCAGAAGUUGUUUAAAAUAUAAUAAUUUCC
This is a messenger RNA of Marasmius oreades (fairy-ring Marasmius), 1504 nucleotides long. RefSeq lists its product as uncharacterized. Bases 43 to 972 code for a protein of 309 amino acids. NCBI's taxonomy places the organism in Eukaryota, Fungi, Basidiomycota, Agaricomycetes, Agaricales, Marasmiaceae. The record is from RefSeq and is a predicted model, not a curated record. The transcript has 2 exons.